CGGCGGCGGCGGCGGCAGCAGCGGCGGCGCUCGGCGGCCGGAGCCGGAUCCUGUAGCCGGGGUGUGGGCCCGCGUCAGUCCGUCCCUCCUUCGGCCGCCUCUCUUGUCUUCCGGAGUGUGGCUGGCGGAGCCGGGAUGGCGGAGCGAGGCCUGGAGCCCGCGCCGGCCGCGGUGGCGGCGCUGCCGCCCGAAGUGCGGGCGCAGCUGGCGGAGCUGGAGCUGGAGCUCUCGGAGGGGGACAUCACACAGAAGGGAUAUGAAAAGAAAAGGUCAAAACUCUUGUCUCCCUACAUCCCGCAGACACAAGAAGCUGAUCCAGCAGUGCAGAAGGAACAUAGAAACCAGACACCUGCUCCAUCUGCAGCUCAAACUUCCGCUCCUUCUAAGUACCACCGAACUCGAUCUGGGGGAGCCAGGGAUGAGCGAUACCGAUCAGAUAUCCACACAGAAGCAGUUCAAGCCGCACUGGCAAAGCAUAAAGAACAGAAAAUGGCUUUGCCUAUGCCAACCAAAAGGCGGUCCACAUUUGUCCAGUCUCCUGCAGACGCCUGCACACCUCCUGACACGUCUUCGGCCUCUGAGGAUGAGGGCUCUCUGAGACGCCAAGCUGCGCUCUCUGCUGCCUUGCAACAGAGCUUACAGAAUGCUGAGUCCUGGAUCAACCGUUCAAUUCAGGGAUCGUCCACUUCUUCAUCUGCAUCUUCUACGCUGUCCCAUGGAGAGGUCAAAGGAACCAGUGGGUCUCUAGCUGAUGUAUUUGCCAAUACUCGAAUAGAGAAUUUCUCUGCUCCCCCUGACGUCACUACAACUACCUCCUCUUCAUCAUCAUCUUCCUCAAUACGCCCAGCAAAUAUUGAUCUGCCCGCCUCGGGGAUAGUUAAAGGCAUGCACAAAGGGUCCAACAGGUCCAGCCUUAUGGAUACAGCUGAUGGUGUUCCUGUCAAUAGCAGAGUAUCCACAAAAAUCCAGCAGCUUCUCAACACUCUGAAACGACCCAAAAGGCCUCCCUUAAAGGAAUUUUUUGUGGAUGACUCUGAAGAAAUUGUGGAAGGUAUACCUCAGCCAGACCCCAACCAGCCCAAGCCUGAGGGACGGCAGAUGACCCCAGUAAAGGGAGAGCCCUUAGGAGUCAUCUGUAACUGGCCUCCUGCUCUUGAGUCUGCCCUGCAGCGCUGGGGCACGACUCAAGCCAAGUGCCCCUGUCUGACCGCCCUGGACGUGACCGGGAAACCAGUGUACACGCUUACAUAUGGGAAGCUGUGGAGCAGAAGUUUAAAGUUGGCCUAUACACUGCUUAAUAAGCUAGGGACCAAGAAUGAACCUGUAUUAAAACCUGGAGACAGGGUAGCCCUGGUUUACCCCAACAAUGAUCCGGUCAUGUUUAUGGUGGCUUUUUAUGGAUGUCUCCUGGCAGAAGUGAUCCCAGUGCCUAUAGAGGUACCUCUUACCAGAAAGGAUGCUGGAGGGCAGCAGAUUGGCUUCUUGCUAGGAAGCUGUGGUGUUGCCUUAGCUCUUACCAGCGAAGUUUGUCUAAAGGGGCUGCCAAAAACCCAGAAUGGAGAAAUUGUACAGUUUAAAGGUUGGCCUCGGCUCAAAUGGGUUGUAACAGAUUCCAAGUACCUUUCCAAGCCACCUAAGGACUGGCAGCCCCACAUCUCACCUGCUGGGACAGAACCAGCGUACAUCGAGUAUAAAACAAGCAAAGAAGGGAGUGUAAUGGGAGUCACGGUGUCCCGCCUUGCGAUGUUGUCUCACUGCCAAGCUCUAUCCCAGGCCUGCAAUUAUUCUGAAGGGGAAACAGUAGUAAAUGUUUUAGACUUUAAGAAGGAUGCUGGGCUGUGGCAUGGCAUGUUUGCGAAUGUAAUGAAUAAGAUGCAUACAAUUAGCGUACCCUAUUCCGUUAUGAAGACUUGCCCUCUCUCUUGGGUCCAAAGAGUACAUGCCCACAAAGCCAAGGUAGCUUUAGUAAAGUGUCGAGACUUGCACUGGGCUAUGAUGGCACAUCGGGACCAAAGAGAUGUGAGCUUGAGUUCCCUCCGGAUGUUAAUUGUGACUGAUGGAGCUAAUCCCUGGUCUGUGUCAUCCUGUGAUGCCUUCCUGAGCCUGUUCCAAAGCCAUGGAUUGAAGCCUGAGGCCAUCUGUCCAUGUGCUACUUCUGCGGAAGCCAUGACUGUCGCAAUCCGAAGGCCUGGAGUUCCAGGGGCCCCUUUGCCGGGAAGAGCCAUUCUCUCAAUGAACGGAUUGAGCUAUGGGGUCAUACGGGUCAAUACCGAAGAUAAAAAUUCAGCACUGACGGUCCAGGACGUGGGACACGUAAUGCCCGGUGGGAUGAUGUGCAUUGUGAGACCCGAUGGACCUCCCCAACUCUGCAAAACAGAUGAAAUCGGAGAAAUCUGUGUCAGCUCCAGAACAGGAGGCAUGAUGUACUUUGGGCUUGCUGGUGUGACAAAAAAUACAUUUGAGGUGAUUCCAGUGAAUUCCACAGGCUCUCCUGUUGGGGACGUGCCAUUCAUCCGGUCAGGAUUGCUGGGGUUUGUGGGGCCGGGCAGCUUGGUGUUUGUGGUUGGAAAAAUGGAUGGGUUACUGAUGGUUAGUGGUCGCAGACAUAAUGCUGAUGACAUUGUUGCUACUGGAUUGGCUGUUGAAUCAAUAAAGACUGUUUAUAGAGGAAGAAUUGCUGUGUUUUCUGUGUCUGUAUUUUAUGAUGAGCGCAUCGUGGUGGUCGCGGAACAAAGACCUGACGCGUCUGAGGAAGACAGUUUCCAGUGGAUGAGCCGCGUGCUGCAGGCAAUCGAUAGCAUUCAUCAAGUAGGGGUUUAUUGCCUUGCUCUGGUACCUGCCAAUACAUUGCCAAAAACUCCACUAGGAGGGAUUCAUAUAUCUCAGACGAAACAGCUCUUUCUGGAGGGAUCUCUACAUCCUUGCAAUAUUCUCAUGUGCCCGCAUACAUGUGUGACCAAUUUGCCAAAACCCCGGCAAAAGCAACCAGGUGUAGGCCCUGCUUCUGUGAUGGUUGGGAAUCUGGUUGCUGGAAAACGCAUAGCACAAGCUGCAGGCAGGGAUCUCGGGCAAAUCGAAGAGAAUGAUUUGGUGAGGAAGCACCAGUUUCUGGCGGAGAUUUUGCAGUGGCGAGCCCAGGCAACUCCUGACCAUGUACUCUUCAUGCUGUUAAAUGCCAAGGGCACUCCUGUGUGCACAGCCAGCUGCCUGCAGCUGCAUAAGCGAGCAGAGAGGAUUGCGUCUGUUCUUGGUGAUAAGGGACAUCUAAAUGCAGGAGACAACGUGGUGUUGCUCUAUCCACCUGGCAUCGAGUUGAUCGCUGCGUUCUACGGCUGCCUGUAUGCAGGGUGCAUACCUGUGACCGUGCGGCCUCCUCACGCCCAGAACCUAACUGCCACGCUGCCCACGGUCCGCAUGAUUGUGGAUGUCAGCAAAGCAGUCUGCAUUCUCACCACGCAGACCCUAAUGAGGCUAUUGAGAUCCCGAGAGGCGGCGGCAGCUGUGGACGUGAAGACGUGGCCAACCAUCAUUGACACAGAUGAUUUACCCAGGAAAAGGUUACCUCAGCUGUAUAAACCGCCCACUCCUGAGAUGUUGGCUUAUCUUGAUUUCAGUGUCUCCACAACUGGCAUGCUUACAGGAGUGAAGAUGUCCCACUGUGCGGUCAAUGCUCUUUGUAGAGCCAUCAAGCUCCAGUGUGAGUUAUAUUCUUCUCGGCAGAUAGCCAUCUGCCUUGACCCUUACUGUGGACUUGGCUUUGCACUCUGGUGUCUCUGCAGUGUCUAUUCAGGUCACCAGUCCAUCUUAAUUCCUCCUAUGGAGUUAGAAAACAACCUUUUCCUCUGGCUCUCCACUGUCAACCAGUACAAAAUAAGGGAUACUUUCUGCUCCUAUUCGGUGAUGGAGCUCUGCACCAAAGGGCUUGGAAACCAGGUGGAGGUGCUAAAGACCAGGGGAAUCAACCUCUCCUGCAUCCGGACGUGUGUGGUGGUGGCCGAGGAGCGGCCCCGCAUUGCCCUCCAGCUGUCCUUCUCCAAGCUCUUUAAAGACAUCGGUCUGUCCCCUCGGGCGGUCAGCACCACUUUUGGAUCAAGAGUCAAUGUAGCGAUAUGUUUACAGGGAACCUCAGGGCCUGAUCCAACUACUGUGUAUGUAGAUCUGAAAUCACUAAGACAUGACAGGGUUCGACUGGUGGAACGGGGUGCCCCCCAGAGUUUGCUCCUCUCAGAGUCUGGAAAGAUCCUGCCUGGAGUGAAAGUGGUUAUUGUUAAUCCCGAGACCAAAGGACCCGUGGGAGACUCUCACCUUGGAGAGAUUUGGGUGAACAGUCCCCAUACGGCCAGUGGCUAUUACACCAUCUACGAUAGUGAGACUCUUCAAGCUGAUCAUUUCAACACUCGCCUCAGCUUUGGGGAUGCUGCUCAGACGCUCUGGGCUCGGACAGGAUACCUUGGUUUCGUCCGCCGGACUGAGCUCACAGCAGCCACUGGAGAGCGUCACGAUGCGUUGUAUGUGGUGGGAGCCCUGGAUGAAACGCUGGAACUGAGAGGACUGCGAUACCACCCGAUCGAUAUCGAGACCUCAGUGUCUCGGAUCCACAGGAGCAUAGCUGAAUGUGCCGUGUUCACGUGGACCAACUUGCUUGUGGUGGUUGUGGAGCUGUGUGGCUCUGAACAGGAAGCCCUCGAUCUGGUUCCUUUAGUCACAAAUGUGGUCCUGGAAGAGCAUUACCUCAUUGUUGGCGUCGUAGUUGUGGUGGACCCGGGCGUCAUCCCCAUCAACUCUAGAGGAGAGAAGCAGAGGAUGCACCUCCGUGACAGCUUCCUAGCUGACCAGUUAGACCCCAUCUACGUGGCUUAUAACAUGUAACCAGCCUUGUGGGGAUCACAGGGGCCACCCUGAGAAACCGCAAGGACCAAAGACCCGUGACGAGGAGCAAGCUUUCAAAUGAUGGGAAAUAAGCUGAGAUGGCUACAUUAUAUAUUUCAUCUCAUCCUGUGGGAUUCUACAAUCACACGACACACAGGAAAGGGGAAUUCUGUGGUGGCAAAUGAAAAAAAUGUUAACAGUCUGUUAGUCAUGAGCUUUGACAUAGCGUGAGCAGCACGUUACUAAAGCAAUUACAUGCAUGUUACAUUUUUUUCAUCUGUUGUAUAUACUUGUAUUUUUAUCUAAUGCUGUUUUAGAAUUUUGUAAGGGAGUUUAAUGAAUUCACAUAAAGGGGGUGGUCUGAGUUACACAGUUCCCCGCUCUGUACUGUAUUUUGCCAUUUUACCACAGCUAGACAUUCUGCGGGUUUUGUUAACAUGGAACUACUCAGCUUACUUUCAGUCGACCCAUAAGCAAGUCAGAUAACCCACUGAAUAUGAAAAUUACUUUAUAUAUAUAAUUCUUGACUGUAAAACAUUUUGACCAGUGUUUUAAACAUGUAAAUAAGAAUACACAUAAUUCAGCUAAAAAUUUGAAUUGGCUUGUAUAGUUAUAACCACCAAAGUAGAAACAGUUUUACUUUGAGAGAAUUUCAGUAUUCUCUUAAUGCAGUAUAACUGAAUAGGUAACUAAAAAGUGCAAAUUGUUUGCAGGUUUCGCUGCACGUUUUCUGUCUCUGUUGGCUGGUGUAUUUUAUAAACUAAAGCUGCCUAUGUUUGUUUUUAAAGCUUGCAUUCCCGGAAUCAGCUUAAGCUUUUAAGAAUUCAGCGUGUUUCUACAAGCUGGAAAAUCUCAGUUUAAAAAUCAAAGUGUUAUGAAAAAGCUAAGAUUCAUUAGAUCCCACCCUAUUCUAAAGAACCACAAUAACUCACUCUGGCCCCCAGUGUUGAAACUGUCUUUCAAAUUUAGAGUGACUACGUAAGAAUUUAGAAUUUCCUCUUUUUCCAGGCCCACUGUAAACUCUGUCUACAGUUUAUACAUAUAAGCUUCUCUUUUCUGAAAACUGAAGAGUGUCCUCUGUUCUUCCAAUAGAUGAGGGCAGGGAUUUUAAGAAAAAGAAUGACAGGCUGGGAAGGCAGUGGGAUCAACAGUCACAUGAAAGCAUAAGGCCACAUAACUACACAUCUCAAAACUGACCAGAUUGGGUUGCCAAAAUAGCCACGCUUAUGCUGAAAUAGGGGAAGUAUGAUGUAUGCAAGAAACUCUUUUGAAAUAACUGUGGUGCCCAGGCCAAGUGGACUGAGCCUGGGACUGAGUUUGGCCUCCGGCUUGGUUUCCUUUCUUUGGUCUGAUACUUCAUGUAUUUGAAUAUAGUUGAAUUUUAUUAUUUUUUUCUUACAGAAAUAUUUUUAAAAAUUAAAAAAAACUCAAAGUGAACAGAGUUAACUUGUUAAAUCAGAAUGGUUCUCUUUGACCCACUCUGGUCUAUUGUGUAAAUAUUUAUUUAGGCUAUUUUAAUAAUACAUAUUAUUUACCCCACUGUAACAUCAUGUAAACUAAAAUAUGUUUUUAAACAAUUUCUAAGACUUGUAAUUACCCUGAAAAUAAGGUUUAUAAUGCAAAGACCAGACCCUUUGCCAUGGCAGCCCUCUCGGGGGCUGCCCUUACACUGUCUGUGACCCAAAGCCACUUUAUCCCUUUUACAUAAUCCUCUUUUCCCCCCAACUCAUUCUCCGCAAAGGGCGGACCUCAAGACAUUUUCCAGUUCCAGAUCUCUUUUCAACAUUUUGGAUGAAAUUAAUUUACACGUGAUGGGAGAGGUUCUAGGAAGUGCAGAAAAAGCACACUGCCGGGGGGCAAGAAAUCCCAGUGACUAGCACCGGUUUGGUUUGUAGAGAAAACAGCCUGCUUAUUUGAAAAGUAAUUUUCUUAAAACACUUGUUAAUGAUUCACUAAACAAAGCAAGGGAUCCUGAGGAUUAAAUAGUUCUAUCUCCAUAAUCCACAAGUUCUAAAAAAAAUAUAUAGGCAGUUUGUCCUAUGAGUUGCUUUGAUAAUUCUUACUGCCCAAGUUAGAAUGUCUGCUAGAAAUAGAAUGUGAGCCACAUCUGUCAUUUUAAAUUUCUAGUAACCACAUUUUAAAAAGUAAAAAGAAACAGGUGAAAUUGACUUUAAUAUAUUUAACCCAAUAUAUCAAAAAUACUAUCAUUUUGAUAUGGAAUUAAUAUAAGAAACUAUUAAUGAGAUAUUUCACUUGUUUUUUUCCUAUUAAGUCUUUGAAAUCCAGUGUGUAUUAAGCACAUCUCAAUUCAGACUACCCAUGUUUCGGGUUUUCAGUAGCCACAUGUGGCUACUGGCUACAAUAUUGGACAGUGCCGAUCUAUGCUCAUUCCUUCAGAUAAGAUGCUCCGUUAAUCUCAGAGCGCGGCAGCUGCCAGUUACUUAGGGGCUGAUCACCUAGCUUCCUAGUUCCUCAGGCUUCUGAUUUAUCUUUAGUUUUUGCUUUCUGCCUUGUGGCUGUUUAUUGAUCUUUUGCAUAUCCCCCAAAACCAGAAUAUGCUAGUGGAGGAAAGAAAGCUGAGAUGCACCUUUGGGGAACUUCAUCAGUAACACUGGUAAAGUACCCCCUGGAAGAGGAAGAGAGUCCAGUCAUUACCUUAGAGGUGUUUGCGGGUCAUCUGCAGAUUUAACACCUCAUCUGUUGCAGACUUGGAUAAGAAAACUUUCUCUUGAUGACACAACUCUCUUGCUCUUUCCAUGUUAGGUAGAACCUUUGUGGUAGAACUGACUCUUAAGGCAGUCACAGAAGGCCAUUAUUGAUAAAAUCAGCCUUGCCAAUCCUCUGGAACACAUUCUGUUUGGGUUUUUAUGCCUGUGAAAGAGAAAACGAAAUUAACAGCAAGCCUCCAUUUGAGUUAAGAGAAAUCUAUUCAUCUGAAAGUCUUUGAACCUCUUUCUGCCUCUCAGCAGAAGUAACUGAAGUAGAUCAGGAAGGGGCUGCCUCAGGAAAAUUCCUAGGCCCUAGGGAUUCUAUUCUUAGAGCUGCACAAAUGCCAUCUCCUGCAUCAGUGAGACCCAGGCAGUGACCAGCAUGCUAAUGGGCAUCAGUGAAUCCGCAGUCUUUAUUUACUUCCUGCCUCAAAGGGCCCUGGUCCCAUGAGUACCAAGUCCUUUCCUCCUGAAGUUGUGCUGCCUCCGGCUGUUUAGGGACCAUUGCCUGUCUAUUGGUCGUGAGUGUGUCUCCUUAACUUUAGUCCUUGGGCAAUGCUUGCUUAUUGCUUCUGUUGAAUCAACAAAGGGCCUGAGGCCUUAGGUUUUUUGUUAAGGUCUCUGCCCCAAGCAUGGUGCUCAAUAUUCUUGGCCAAAUGAAUUACUUUCCUUGAAUUUCCAGGAAUCUUUUAGACUAAAGCAAUGAGGAGUUAUCACCUCACCCUCAAACUCCAACAUGAUCUAUGCCUUAGUGUUGUUUUUGUUGUCUGCUUUGAUGUAAAAGCAAGCGUGUUUGGAGCCAGAAGCUGCAGUACUCCAAAUACACAACAGGCCUUUCUUUCUCAUUCAUACAACAUUUCUGGUUUAGGUAUAUGUAGAUGGGCCAUGUUAUUUGUCCAGAGGAAGAGAGUGUAAAGAUAUAAGAUUAAUUUUUUAGUUUUAAAUGCUGUUUGUUUACUUUCUGUCAAGAUAUUUACCAGUGUCAAAUUCAAACGAUAGUACUGUGUAAUUAUGUAUAAAGGUUUUUUUUUAUUUAUUUGAAAUUAGACUAGAUAUACAUUUUUAAAUUUAACAUCUGGCUGGACAGUGUUCUAUUAACUCAUUGAAUGUGUUUCCUUUGUCUUGUGUUAAUAAAUAUUGAUGCCUGAUUGU
Molecule: messenger RNA, 8729 nt
Organism: Equus caballus (horse)
Lineage: Eukaryota; Metazoa; Chordata; Mammalia; Perissodactyla; Equidae
Gene: DIP2B
Product: disco interacting protein 2 homolog B
Source: RefSeq, a predicted model, not a curated record